AUGACUGCUCAAGCUGCCAAUGCAGAAGAAGUGGCAGUGUCCAAGUGCCAAACUAACGAAUUCGCGUGCAAGGAUGGCGAGUGCAUUGACAAUGCCCUGAUGUGCGACGGCAAUAAGAACUGUGCUGAUGGAAGCGAUGAGACGUUUGAGGCGUGCCACGACUUCAAGUGCGACAAGCUUCGUUGCAGCUACGGCGGCUGCAUCGAUAGCAACAAGAUCUGUGAUAAGAAAAAUGAUUGCUGGGAUGGCACAGAUGAGAACGUUUUCGAAUGUAGUGAGGGAAAUACAUUGUACUCCUGGAUUCGUGGCGAAUGCGAAAUCCAGCCAUACAGCCAGUUUCAGUGCAGGGAGUCAAAAGAAUGCCUGUCCUAUGCUGAGCUCUGUGAUGGCGUUGUGAACUGUCGCGAUGGAUCGGAUGAGUCGCUUGAGCUUUGUAAGGCCACCCAUUGUCUCAGCGGCUCCUUCCGAUGUGCGUACGGCGCCUGCAUAUCCAAGACUGCGGCAUGCAAUCAUUUGGUCGACUGUCGCGAUGGCUCCGAUGAGAUAUAUUCCAUAUGCAGCAAGGUCUCGGGCGAGCCGUGGUACGUAUAUCCUUGGCAAAAAGAGGCCAUAUCAAGGCUAGCUACAACCACCACCACCACCACCACCACCACUACAGUCCGGACACCGACAUCGGAUGAGAAGAGCUGCAAGGUGUUCGGCUCCAACUUGCGGCUAAAAUCGAUUUACAAUGGUCUGCCAUAUUUGGGCGACGGCACCGUGCCCCACCAGACGACGGUGCGGCUCAGCUGCGGCCACAAAUCUCUGCUGCAGGGCAGCGAUGUGAACACCUGCGACAACGGCGAGUGGAAGGCGCCUUGGGCCGAGUGCAUCAACGGCUGCAAGAGCAGCACGAUCACAAAUGAUCGCAGCAUCCAAGCCAUCUGCACUUACCAGCAAGAGAUCGUCGACUGCUCCGCAUUGCUGCACCCUCCCACAACCGUUGCCAUCACGAGGUGUGCCCAGGGCUAUAGACCCAGCGGAUCUAUUGAUCGGGGCGAAAUCGAGUGCAAGGCAAACGGCAAUUGGCGCAGGCGCAAUGCACAUUCGCCAAAACUCAAGUGCGUUCCCGACUGUGGCAGGACGUUUGACACAGUCAAGGAGCAUCCGUGGGUCGUCAGCGUAUUUAGGCGCGUGGGAUAUGACAGACAUGAGUUUCAGUGCCUGGGCACCAUUAUAGAUCCAUACUACGUGCUAACUGCGGGCAGUUGCUUCCAGAGGAUGUACAGCACAACAGAUUAUUCCAUUAUCAUGGGCAAUCACUCAACGAGCUUCAAUUCGAAUAGGGAGCACGGCUACGAUGUGCGCCACAUUAGCCUAAUAAACCGCUACUUCAAGCCUCUGGUGCUGAUUAAAAUGGUAAAUCCGUUUAUACUCUCGGCGAAAGAGCGACCCAUUUGCCUUAAGGAAACGGAUUAUGUUUACCAUGGAACGCAGCCACUGCUUCUGGGAACGCCCCUAUACAAAAAUGAAACCAUCUCCUCUCUGGCAUAUAUUUCAAGUGGCGAUACGAUUAUCAAUUUCAGGGACUAUCGUGAGAAAAUUAUUGAUGAAAUACGGCAGUAGAGAUUUGUCUACUGAUAACUA
Molecule: messenger RNA, 1626 nt
Organism: Drosophila navojoa
Lineage: Eukaryota; Metazoa; Arthropoda; Insecta; Diptera; Drosophilidae
Product: modular serine protease
Biological process (GO): proteolysis
Cellular component (GO): plasma membrane
Molecular function (GO): serine-type endopeptidase activity; protein binding
Source: RefSeq, a predicted model, not a curated record